Molecule: messenger RNA, 2457 nt
Organism: Geosmithia morbida
Lineage: Eukaryota; Fungi; Ascomycota; Sordariomycetes; Hypocreales; Bionectriaceae
Product: Heterokaryon incompatibility protein Het-C
Exons: 4
Coding region: 1-2457 (818 amino acids)
Source: RefSeq, a predicted model, not a curated record
AUGGGAGCCUUUGGCUGGUCUCGCGGCGGGGGUCUGCUCUUGGCCCUCGCCAUCUGUCUAGUGGUGCUGCCCGGCAAGGCCUCGGCUUUCGGCGCUGGAAACAUUCCCUCGAUUGCCCAGGUCGAAGGUCACAACUGGCGUCACGGAGAUAUCGAGGAUACACUCGCGACCAUCGCCUUCCUCCACGGCAAGAAGUGGUCCUCCAUGCUCAUCAAGCGCGUCUACUUUGGCAACUUCCUACGCGACUACUCCCAGGCUCUGGACGUGGGCACUCUCAAGAGUAUCAACGCUGAGACGCUGCGCAUCCUGGUCUGGGUCCUGUCCUUCAUGGCCUUCGGCUAUGCCACCGAUGAGUUCGAGGUCACCAGCGAGAGGCUCGGCGUCUACCGCGCAGAGGAGCACAUCGACAACCCGCUAGGCUACGCCGACGGCGUCGACGCCCAGACCUUUGACAAGCGCCUCCGUGGCCCCGUCCUGCCCGUCGAGACCGAGAUCGAUCAUCGGACCGGGAUGAAGAACUACAUUGCCAACGAGUCAGGACAGUGGGCCACGAGCUCUGGCUACGUCAAGUACAGCCUCGCCCGCAGCAUCCACUUUGGUCGUCUGUAUACAUCAGGCUCCUCGCGCAAGGGCAGGGAGGAAGACCUGUGCGAGGCUCUCCGGUGCCUGGGCCAGGCCCUGCACUGCCUCGAGGAUUUCGGCGCCCACAGCAACUACUGCGAGCUUGCCCUACGCGAGAUGGGCUACCACAACGUCUUCCCCCACUGCGGAAGGGAUACCGAGAUCACUGUUCAUGGGAAGAGGGUCUUUCCUCUCGUCACCGGAACUUUCGGUGCCGUCGACUUCCUUCACAGUGUCAUUGGCGAAGCCACAGACCACUUCACCCAGACUGAGGUGGACGAAGUCGAUAUCGCUCUCAAGAAUGCCGAGAGGGGUGUAGGCUCCUCCAGAACCCGUGGCCCCAGCGGUGGCGAUGGCGAGAGGGGCUUCCUUGGCUUCGAAAGCCCUGGCGACUUCAUCUCCCUGAUAUCCAAGCUCCCCGGUGUCGGCGACGGCUUUGCCUCCGAGGCCCGAAACCUCAAGGCCCAGUCUGACGCCCAGGAGCGUGAGAACAGAGAUAUUCGCGACAGGGGUUCGGACAACACCAACAUCGUCCCCGGCAUGAGCACUAGCUUUGACCCUGUCAAGACGGCGGACAGGAUCUACCCUAUCCUUCAGUUCCGCGAUAGGAUUGUCAAGGCCAUCAGCAUGGGUAUCGCCAAGAUCCCCGGCCUCGAGAAGCUUCUCGAGCACAUCAGCGAGACCCUGACGGCCUUCAUCAUGGGCCUCCUCGCUCCCUUUAUCCGACCCAUCAUCAAGCAGGUAUCCCAGUCGCUCAAGGAUGGCUCUAUGGGCAUCAUCUCUGCUAGUACCCGUUCCCAGCACGAGCCCUGGACUGACCCGACCUGCUCGGAUCCCACGCACAGCAUGCUCUCCAAGGACCACUUCAGCAAUGUUCUCAACUCGUGUGCCGGCCGAAUCGCCGUCACCAUUCUCAAGUAUACCGUACCCCGUAUCCUGUAUGCUUGGGAGAACCCCGGCGUUCCCGUCGACGAGGUAGUCACCGACAUCGUGCAAGCCUUACACCACCCCGCCCUGCGUAGCAAUCGCUCCGAGCUGCAGCGUGACAUGUUCCGCACGAUGGAGCAGUGGGUCAACGAGCACCCCCGCCGCCAUGAGCUCGACCAGCUCCUGUCAUCUGACUCAGUCUACAAGGGUCAGAACCACGUCCUCUCCCAGACGGACGAAAGCAGCCACGGCGGGUACAGCCACGGCGGCGGCGGCGGCGGCCACUCGCACUCGCACGGUGCCGUCGAUAGUAUGAUUGAUCGCUACGGCCAUGGCAAGGUGACGGGUUCCCUGUGGUCUCAGGUCCAGACACGCGACCUCGAUGCCAUGGAGGGCCGCGACGGAGACCCACACAAGGACUACACCUCCCACGAAUCGGUCCCGCCGUCGCAGCAUUUCAGUCAGGGGAGCAACACGUCAUACUACCACGACGAAGGCGGCAAGGGCAGCAGUGUUGGGUACAACGCCCCCGCCCCCUCUCCCGGACAGUACUCCUCCGGAUACGGCUCCGCCCACCACGGAUACCCCCAGCAAGGGUCGUACGGGCCGCCUAGCGGUCCGCCGCCAUCCCACGGAGGCUACGGCCACUCGGUCUACGCCGGUUCACCUUCGCCUUCCCACGGGGGGUACGGUCGAUCGUCUUAUGGCCCUCCCCCGGGACCUCCUCCGCCCCACGGUUACGGCCACCAGUCUCCUCCACCUGGACCGUACGGUACACCACCCAUGGGCCCACCUCCCGGGUCGUACCACCCGCCCCAAGGGCCGCCCUACGGCCAUCCCGGACAGCAGCAUCACUACGGGAACCAGUAUCCGGGACAGCACCAUGGGGGAGGAUAUUCCAGAUACUAG